AUGUCUUCCACUUAUAAUAUUCAAGAUUCGUUCCCACUUGAACCACUUCGCAAACCCAAACAUAAAAAGUGUCAUGGUUGCAAAAAGUGCUUGGGUUACAAACCAGUCCCAGGACCAAGGGGACCCAAGGGUGACCAGGGUGACAAAGGUAUACAAGGAUUGACAGGACCUGCAGGACCAGCAGGGCCAGCAGGACCUGCUGCACCAAUUAGCUUUCUGAUUAAUACGACAAACACGAAUACUCACAACCAGACCCUUUCCAAUACCGAUACCAACGAUACCACUACCAAUAAUAGCCAUUCCAAGGAUCGCCACGAUGCCGAUAUCGAUGUCAAUAAGAAACAUAUCGAUCGCCACGAUUUCGAUAUCGAUGUCGACAAGAAAUAUAUCGAUAAGAGUGAUAAUUCUAAGAAGUUCAUUAAGAGUCUUAACGACAAUUCCGACAAUACCGAUAAACACAUCGAUAAGAGCGAUAAUUCUAAGAAGUUCAUUAAGAGUCUUAACGACAAUUCCGACAAUACGGAUAAACACAUCGAUAAGAGCGAUAAUUCUAAGAAACAUAUUGAUCGCCAUGAUAUCGAUAUCGAUGUCGAUAAGAAAUAUAUAGAUGAGAGUGAUAAUUCUAAGAAGUUCAUUAAGAGUCUUAACGACAAUUCCGACAAUACCGAUAAACACAUCGAUAAGAGCGAUAAUUCUAAGAAACAUGUUGAUCGCCACGAUAUCGAUAUCGAUGUCGACAAGAAAUAUAUAGAUGAGAGUGAUAAUUCUAAGAAGUUCAUUAAGAGUCUUAACGACAAUUCCGACAAUACCGAGAACAAGAAACACAUCGAUAAGAGCGAUAAUUCUAAGAAGUUCAUUAAGAGUCUUAACGACAAUUCCGACAAUACUGAGAACGAGAAACACAUCGAUAAGAGCGAUAAUUCUAAGAAGUUCAUUAAGAGUCUUAACGACAAUUCCGACAAUACCGAGAACGAGAAACACAUCGAUAAGAGCGAUAAUUCUAAGAAUAUCAAUAAGAGCCAUAGCGACAAUUCCAAGAAUAUCGAUUUCGAGAAAAACAUUAAGCAUUAG
This is a messenger RNA of Debaryomyces hansenii CBS767, 1071 nucleotides long. Its product is annotated as DEHA2E17116p. The record is from RefSeq and is a predicted model, not a curated record. NCBI's taxonomy places the organism in Eukaryota, Fungi, Ascomycota, Pichiomycetes, Serinales, Debaryomycetaceae. Bases 1 to 1071 code for a protein of 356 amino acids. The transcript has a single exon.